Molecule: messenger RNA, 1851 nt
Organism: Ostreococcus tauri
Lineage: Eukaryota; Viridiplantae; Chlorophyta; Mamiellophyceae; Mamiellales; Bathycoccaceae
Product: MiaB-like tRNA modifying enzyme, archaeal-type
Exons: 1
Coding region: 1-1851 (616 amino acids)
Biological process (GO): tRNA methylthiolation
Cellular component (GO): endoplasmic reticulum
Molecular function (GO): 4 iron, 4 sulfur cluster binding; tRNA (N(6)-L-threonylcarbamoyladenosine(37)-C(2))-methylthiotransferase activity
Source: RefSeq, a predicted model, not a curated record
AUGGUGGUCGAAGGCGCGGUGGAGCGAGCGGACGUGACGGACGUCGUGGAGGAUGUGGAGGAUAUGUUCGACCACGGGCGGCGAACGACGACGGCGACGGCGGAGGAUGCGGUGGCGGCGGUGUCGACGACGAGUGGGGUGGGACGGAGCGCGCGAACGCUCGAACCGACGGUGAACGUGCGCGCGCGUCGACGAGAGGGCGAGGUGGACGACCGGGGAGGGGCGGAGGACGAUGAGACGGAUGAGACGGGCGGGACGCGACCGGGACGCGGAAAGAUCUUCGUGCACACGUUCGGGUGCUCGCACAAUCACUCUGACUCGGAGUUCAUGGCGGGACAGUUGCAAUCGUACGGGUACGAACUCGUGAAGGAUGCCUCGGACGCGGAUGGGUGGUUGGUGAACACGUGUACGGUUAAGAACCCGAGUCAGAGCGCGAUGAACACCGUCCUCGAGCGAGGCAAGGCGGCGAAUAAAGCGCUCCUCGUCGCCGGUUGCGUGCCUCAGGGGGAUAAGGGGGCGAAAGAAUUGAAAGAUGUGAGUCUUUUGGGGGUGACUCAGAUCGAUCGCGUCGUAGAGGCGAUGGAGAGAACGCUUGCCGGCGACACCGUGCGCAUGCUGGAGAAAAAGACGCUCCCGAGACUGGAUCUACCAAAGGUGAGAAGGAACGAAUUCGUCGAGAUUUUACCCCUGAGUACCGGGUGCCUCGGAGCGUGUACGUAUUGCAAAACGAAGCAUGCGCGCGGAGAUCUCGGGUCGUACGAAAUUUCCGCCUUGGUGAGCCGCGUAGAGCAAGCAAUCUCAGAGGGCGUGUCCGAGGUGUGGUUAUCGUCCGAAGACACUGGGGCGUACGGGAUAGAUUUGGGGACGGAUGUCGCGGCUUUAUUUCGUGCCAUCACCGCAGUGCUUCCCACCGAUGGUUCGGUGAUGCUGCGACUCGGGAUGACGAAUCCGCCGUACAUUUUAGCUCACCUCGACGCGGUCGCCGAGGCGAUGCGGCACCCAGCCGUAUACGCGUGGAUGCACAUCCCGGUGCAGAGCGGGUCGAACGCCGUAUUAGAGGCGAUGAAACGCGAGUACACAGUUGAGGAAUUUCGCACGGUUUGCGACACGUUACUGGAGGCCGUGCCGGGCAUGGUCAUCGCCACAGACGUCAUUUGCGGAUUCCCGGGCGAGACGGACGAGCAGUGGCGAGAGACCAUGCAGCUCAUCGAAGAGUACAAGUUCCCCGAGGUGCAUAUCUCGCAAUUUUAUCCUCGUCCAGGGACUCCUGCGGCAAGGAUGAAGCGUGUCCCCACUCAAAUCGUCAAAGGUCGCUCUCGAGAGCUCACCGUGCUCUUCGAGUCGUAUCAGCCCCACCAGCACUUGGUCGGUAAGACGGAGCGCGUCUGGGUGAGUGAUAUUGCUCGCGACGGGACGUCACUCGUCGCCCACACGAAGAAUUACACGCAGAUCCUUUUGCCGGGGGGCGAGGACCAGCGCGCGCACUUGAUGGGUCGAAGCGCUAUGGUUGAGAUCUACGAGUCGUCCCGCUGGUCGUGCAAGGCGCGAGUUCUGGAGGUCAUUGAUGCGGACCCCACCGUUGCCAGAGUUCGUCUCAGCGUCAUUCCGAGCGAAGAGGAGUCAAAGAUGAUUCGUGAGAAGCUCACCAAGGGCAAGCGUGUUCGCAUCAAGAAGGCGCAAGAGAUGCCCGAGACCGGUUGUUCCGUGUGUGGAAGCGACUCUUCUUGCCCGUCGUCAAAGGAACCCGUCACGGCGCGUUACCUCUCGGUCGAAACUGUGUUGAUCGCUGGCACGUGCAUUGGGGCCAUUAGUCUGGCUUGUGCGUUGUACGCGCGAAAUAGAAGAAACUAG